Molecule: messenger RNA, 522 nt
Organism: Cricetulus griseus (Chinese hamster)
Lineage: Eukaryota; Metazoa; Chordata; Mammalia; Rodentia; Cricetidae
Source: RefSeq, a predicted model, not a curated record
AUGGCUCAGAACAUUGAGUACCAUGUCCUGUUCACAUGCCUGAUGCUCCUCUCAUGCAGCCAAGGCCUGAAGGCUGAAGAAGACUUGCCUACGGAUGCGGAAGACCAUCCUUCUGCCAGGAUCACAUGCCCAGAAGGUGCUAAUGCCUAUGGUUCCUACUGCUAUUACUUCAUUGAAGAUCGUAUGACCUGGGGGGAGGCAGAUCUCUUUUGUCAGAAUAUGAAUUCAGGCCACCUGGUGUCACUGCUCAGCCAGGCUGAAGACAAUUUUGUGGCCUCUCUGGUUAAGGAGAGUGGUACUACAGUCUCCAAUGUCUGGAUUGGACUCCAUGACCCCAAAAAUAACCGUCGCUGGCAUUGGAGCAGUGGAUCUUUGUUUCUGCACAAAGCAUGGGCUACUGGAGCUCCAAGCACUACUAAUCGUGGGUUUUGUGUGUCACUGACUUCAAACACUGCAUACAAGAAAUGGAAGGAUGAAAACUGUGACGCACAGUAUUCCUUUGUCUGCAAGUUCAAAGCCUAA